Postia placenta MAD-698-R-SB12 is the source of this 324-nucleotide messenger RNA. RefSeq lists its product as hypothetical. The transcript has a single exon. Lineage: Eukaryota; Fungi; Basidiomycota; Agaricomycetes; Polyporales; Adustoporiaceae. The coding region runs from base 1 to 324 and encodes 107 amino acids. The record is from RefSeq and is a predicted model, not a curated record.
AUGGCCGGGGGACUGUCCGCUAUGUUGGGACAAGCUCACGCGCAAGCGUACGAGGAUGACGAGGACGAGGACGACUACGAAGACGAGGACGAGGACGAAGAAGAAGACGCGGACGCAAGCAUAGAUACCGUCCGGCCAGACACCAUAGGUGCUCAAGGUGGAAAGGACCCUGGUGCCCGUCGUGCGGAGGAGAUCGACUCGAGUGUGCUGGAGGGGCUCGUGGGUGAGGAUGACCUGGGUUUCCCCAUCCCUCUUCGGAUGCGGAAGGGACAUUCCGGCAAUGUAUCAUCCACUGCCGCUAUGACUGGUAAGCGGAAACGAUGA